ACGUCACUUCCGUGUCCACUCGCAACAUUCUCUAAGUAAAAUGGUGCAGUGCUGUGUCCCGUGUUGCAAUAACCGCAACGACGUCAACAAAACGAUCUCUUUUUACCGAUUUCCCCUCGAUGAAAAUGAGAAGAAGAGAUGGCUGAAGUUGAUACGGCGUGACAAGUUCACCCCGAACUGCAACUCCAGGGUCUGUGGGUGGCAUUUUCCUGAUGGCAAAGCAGCUGGGCCAACACGGUUUGCAUGGAAUGACGGAAAGGCUUUCCCCGACCACAUCCCCACCAAACGUAAAAAAAGAAUGGUCCCUGUGAGCGUGGAGGAUGAAGGAACAGCUGGACCAGGCCCAAACCACCUUGACAUUGCUCCUCAGACCCCUGGUACUUCAAGUGUUGUGCUUGAAAUUGAGAAUGAUAUGCUCAGAAAAGAAAAUGACCAACUGAAACGAGAAUUGGAGAAACAAAAACAAACAUUUUCAUUCAGUCAAAUAUCCUCACACCCUGACAAAGUUAAUUACUACACUGGCUUGACAGAUGCUGCCACUGUCUUCUUUUUGGAAGCCCUUCUCUCCAAAUUUUAUCUCCAGUACCACUUUAAUUGGAAUGUCCAAAUUAUGCCCCUUAUCGAUCAGCUACUCCUGACUUUGAUGAAGCUCCGACUGAAUUGCGGCAUCCUAGACCUAUCAACAAGAUUUAAUUGCUGCCGUGCCACAGUCACCAACAUUUUCACCACAAUCAGCAGUGCACUGUAUGACAUUUUGUAUGUUGGCAUGAUGGAAAACAACAUCCCCUCGAGAUUCAAGAACCAAACAUCCCUGCCAGAUUGCUUCCAGCCAUUUCCAGACUGUCGGAUUGUGCUUGACUGCACUGAAGUGGCCGUCUCCAAUACAGAAAGACUGGACACCCAGAGUCAUCUGUACAGUCAUUACAAAGGAUGCACCACACUUAAAGCUCUGAUCGGUGUGGCUCCCAAUGGAGUUAUAACCUUCGCCAGUGACCUAUACGGUGGAAGUACCUCGGACAAGGCGAUAACAGCUGACUGCGGAGUACUCCAACAGCUAGAACCAGGUGACAUGGUGAUGGCAGAUAAGGGACUCACUAUUCGUGACAUUUUGCCUGAGGGAGUUUCACUGAACAUCCCAACGUUCCUUGUCAAUGGACAGUUCACAGUGGAGGAAGUAAACCACAACAGACUCGUUGCCUGUGCAAGGAUUCAUGUAGAGCGUUCCAUACAACGUCUGAAAACAUUUGGCAUUUUGACCUACAUCCCGUACCAGCAUAAGAAGCAUGCCAACAAGAUCCUAAAAGUAUGUGUUUGUCUUGUGAAUUUACAGAAGCCCAUUCUUCACGAAAUUGCAUGAAUAAAUGUCAUUGUUUUA
This is a messenger RNA of Gadus morhua (Atlantic cod), 1375 nucleotides long. RefSeq lists its product as uncharacterized. The coding region runs from base 41 to 1357 and encodes 438 amino acids. The record is from RefSeq and is a predicted model, not a curated record. The transcript is spliced from 2 exons. NCBI's taxonomy places the organism in Eukaryota, Metazoa, Chordata, Actinopteri, Gadiformes, Gadidae.